AUGGCGUUCAGGCGGCACUUCUCUCGCGUCGGCUCCGCCGAGCGCUGCACAGAGACCAUCUUCACUGACCACCAACGACAGGUGUGCGACUACGCGCUCGUCUACGCGGAGAAGAAGAACGACGGCGAAGCGCCGUACUCGGUCUCCUUCACCGCGACGCAGAGCGGCGACGUCAUCGUACAGCUGCACCCGCACUCGCAGCUCGAGCGCGCUGGCCGCGGUGCCAGGGGCUGUGCCGAUGCUGGACCCCGUCUCGUUGACAAGAACGCGCUGUCCGCGCGCGGCAGCGGGCCCUCGCGCCAGUCGCGCUCGCCGUCGCCCGACUCUCCGCCCGCCAAGCGGGCCGCCUCCGCUGACUCGUCCGGCUAUGAAACCGAUACGCCGGACGAGGUGCAGCAGGAGGCGGUCCGCAGGGUAUGCGGCGCGCUCGGCAUGAGGGAGCAGUUUGAGGCGGCGAUGGCGGCGGGCGAGCUGCUCGAGAUGCUCGAGAGCUUGCCGCGAGGGGCGGUCGAGGCCUCUGUCCGACAGAUGCGGGGUUACAACCGCACGGGCGAGUGGCCAGAGCCCAUUCUCACCAGCCCUGCCCCGCAGCGCGGCCGCUCGCCAAGCCCCGUCGAUGAGUGGUCAGAUGGUUAG
This is a messenger RNA of Emiliania huxleyi CCMP1516, 636 nucleotides long. RefSeq lists its product as hypothetical. Lineage: Eukaryota; Haptophyta; Isochrysidales; Noelaerhabdaceae. The record is from RefSeq and is a predicted model, not a curated record. The transcript has 2 exons. Bases 1 to 636 code for a protein of 211 amino acids.